Messenger RNA from Jaculus jaculus (lesser Egyptian jerboa), 2444 nucleotides. Its product is annotated as zinc finger protein 548. Lineage: Eukaryota; Metazoa; Chordata; Mammalia; Rodentia; Dipodidae. Gene Ontology annotation, molecular function: DNA-binding transcription repressor activity, RNA polymerase II-specific. Gene Ontology annotation, biological process: negative regulation of transcription by RNA polymerase II. The record is from RefSeq and is a predicted model, not a curated record.
AUGGACGUAUUUUCUCUGGAGACCUCGCUAGCCCGCCCACCACUCAUAGCUGUCGCUCACUGUGCUCUUGAGUCUAAGGCUCCUGAAAGGGAGUCAUUUAGAGAAGAGUUGAAUGUUCCGAGCCCGGGCCCAGAGUUCUAUGGAGAAGCUCCCACUACUGUCGCUUCAUGGGGCGAGGACUGGAAGGGUAUAUAUUAUGCCCAGGGACAGGGAUAUGUGACCUUCAAGGAUGUGUUCAUGACCUUCUCCUGGGAGGAGUGGGGACUCCUUGAUGAGGUUCAGAGAUUCCUCUACCUUGAUGUGAUGCUGGAGAACUUUGCACUUAUGCCCACAAUUGGUGAUGGCAGAAACAGACUCUGGCCAGGACCUGUGGUCUUUGGGAUUGUGGCAAUAUAUUUCUCCCAGGAGGAGUGGGGAUUCCUUGAUGAGGCUCAGAGAUUCCUCUACUGUGAUGUGAUGCUGGAGAACUUGGCACUUUUGUCCUUGCUGGGUUGCUGCAAAGCUGACAAUGAGGAGAUGCCUUCUGAGCAAGGCGCUUCUGUCGAACUACCACAAUCCAGGACUCCAAAGCCAGAUUCUACCCAGGAAGCCCAGCCUAGUGUGGCACAUGACCCUCCCUGGAAAGACAUUCUGCUCCUGGAUGAGCACAACAGAACACACACACAAGAGAUACAUAGCAGGGAGGCUGAGCUUUACCAGUCCCCAAAGCAGGUGGAGGAGAAUCUUUCCAGAAGGGACAGUUGGAGACUUUCAGCUUUGAAAUACCACAGAGUUUAUAUGGAAGAGCUCCUCACAUGUAAGGAUGGUUGGAGGGGAUUAUCAGCCACUUCAGACCUCCUCCAGCAGCAGGUCUCCCAUUGUGGACAGAAGCCAGACUGAAAAGCUGAGAGCAGGGAAUCCCUGCUCACUAUGGGACAUAGUGAUCACGCAUGCCGUAAAUGUGGGAAAAGCUGCAGAUGCCAAUACUCGCUUAUUGAACACCAGAAAGUCCACACAUGAGAAAGGCUAUAUGAGUGCAGCAAAUGUGGGCAGUUCUUUAGGCACAUUGCUAACUCUGUGAAGCUUCAGAGGAUUCACAGUGGCGAUAUGACUUAUGAGUGUAGAGAGUGUGGGAAAUCCGUUAUGUACAACUAUAGACCCAUAAGACAUAAGAGGGUUCACAGCAGAGAAAGGCCUUAUGAGUGUGAUUUGGGGAAAUUCUUUAAGUGCUCCACGUACUUUAGACAUCCGAGAGUUCACACUGGCCAAAGGCCUUACAAGUGUGCAGAACAUGGGAAAUUCUUUAAGUAUAAUUCCACACUCAUUAGACACAGAUUUCACACAGGUGAAAGGCCUUAUGAGUGCAGACGAUGUGGGGAAUUCUUUAGGUACAAUUCCAACCUCAUUAAACACUGGCAAAAUCACACUGGAGAACAGCCUUAUACAUGCAGUGCAUGUGGAAAAUCCUUUAAGUAUCACUGCAGACUCAUUAGACAUCAAAGAGUUCACACUGGAGAAAGACCCUCUGAAUGCAGUCAGUGUAGGAAAGCUUUUAGCCACAAACAUAUCCUUGUUGAGCACCAGAAAAUCCACACUGCAAGAUCUUAUGAGUGCCGUGAAUUGGCAUUUGUUAGAAAGUCUUACCUGGUUCAUCACUGGAAUGUUCACAGUGAAGAGAGGCUGAGUUCCAUGAAGAACACUUGGUCUGCAUUUCCCACCUCAUUAAGCAUCAGAGAUUUCACAAUGGAGCAAAUUUAUCACUGACCAUUUUGGUUGUACAGUUAAUAUUGUAUAAAUUUGCUUUUUAUUUGUUUUGUUUUUGAGGUAGGGUCUCACACUAGCUCAGGCUGACAUGGAAUCCACUAUGUAGCCUCAGGGUGGCCUUGAAUGCACUGUGCUCCUCCUACCUCUGCCUCCCGAGUGCUGGCAUUAAAGGCGUGCGCCACCAUGCCUGGCACUCAAAUUUUUUCUUCUCAUCCACAGGUUGCUUUCUUCUUGUCUGGGUCCUUUGAUAAAGUUUUUAGUUUAUAUGUAGUCCUGUUUUUCUAUGUUUACCCAUGCUUUUGAGGGUAUUGCCAAGAAAUGAUCAAACCCAAAGCUACGAAGCAUCUUCCUUAUGUGUUUGAGGCUCCUCCCUUUGUAACUUCUUUUUCCUUGUGAGGAAGGAUCCUUUUAUGUUGCCCUGAAUGUCUCUGAACUUAUGGACUCAAGAAAUCUUCCUGCCUCAGCCUCCAGCGUAGCAGAGUACACAAGCGUGUGCCACUGUAACUGGCCUGGAUUUGUUUCUAUUUCAGACGGUAGAACCAACCCAACUUCAUGCUGUUGACUAGCUUUUUAAAUACCAUGUGUUGGGCUGGAGAGAUGGCUUAGCAGUUAAGUGCUUGCCUGUGAAGCCUAAGGACCCCGGUUCAAGGCUCGGUUCCCCAGGUCCCACGUUAGCCAGAUGCACAAGGGGGCGCACGCGU